Molecule: messenger RNA, 2014 nt
Organism: Monopterus albus (swamp eel)
Lineage: Eukaryota; Metazoa; Chordata; Actinopteri; Synbranchiformes; Synbranchidae
Product: T-complex protein 11-like protein 2
Exons: 10
Coding region: 499-1992 (497 amino acids)
Biological process (GO): regulation of sperm capacitation
Cellular component (GO): acrosomal vesicle; sperm flagellum
Source: RefSeq, a predicted model, not a curated record
AAUGUGUACUUGUUCAUGUUCACACAUGAUAGUCACAGGCUAUUUUAUACAAACACACAGUGGUUUGUUUGUCCAAACAGGUACGGUGAGUUGUGAUUCAAACGCAGUGACGUGCUGCCGUCAGGUGGGCGGAGAGUUCGGUACAGACACGCCCACUGUUUGGAUUUGAGAACGGACCAAACCAAACUAAGCCGUCUUCUUUUUUCCCAUUGUUUGGUCUGUGGAUGAGCAUAAGUCGAGCAUUCAACGCGUUUAUACCCACGCAUUGUGUGACGGAACAGUCGCGGAAAUCGGCUUAGGUCGUGUCUGGAAACGUUAACGAAAUCGGUCAUUUUUAAAUGACCCCCGUGAGUCGUUAAGAAUGGUUUAGCCCAUUUUUGAACUUGACAGUGGUUUGUUCUCCGUGGCUUUUUAAACGGAUGGACGCGGUUUGUGACGUUCAAGUCCGUGACCCAAGUUUAUAAACUCAGCGAAAUACCAACACAAACUGUCGCUGAAAUGCAGAAUAAAAGAGACGACGCAGCUGAUGAUUCCUCCACUGACCUUCCCCGUCUGGAGAAACUCGGCUCUCCUACAGGGAGCCCACCCACUGCCUCAUUAUCCAGUCUGAUGGAGCUGGAAAACUGUGUUUCCAACCUGAGCCUUGCACAUGAGAUAGUGGUGAACAAAGACUUGAGCUUCAAACCCAAGAGCCCUCCCACACACAGCUGGGUCUGCCCCUCCCCUCCGAAAUCCUUUUCUUCAUGUAGCCUCGAGGCCAGCGUGACAGAGAUCGUUCAUCAGGCGUUUUGGGACAGUCUUCAGGAGCAGCUGGACGGAGAGCCUCCAAACUACAGCCAUGCUCUCAUUCUGCUGCAGGAGGUCAAAGCUAUAUUGAAGUCCCUGCUGCUGCACGGUCACAUCAGACUGAGAGCCCAGCUGGAUGAGGUGCUGGACAUGGAGCUGAUCCAGCAGGAGGUUGAUCAUGGAGCUCUGGACCUCCACAGAUUGGCCAGAUACAUCAUCAACACCAUGGCGUCUUUGUGCGCUCCUGUGCGUGACCCAGACAUCCGAGCACUGAGGGACAUCCAGAGCCCUGUGGAGCUCCUGAGAGGGAUUUUCCAUGUCUUGGGGCUGAUGAAGACUGACAUGGUCAACUUUACCAUCCAGAGUUUGAGGCCUCACCUCCUGCAGCAGGCUGUGCAGUAUGAGAGAGCCAAGUUCCAGCAGAUUCUGGACAAGCAGCCAGCUUCUCUGGAUAAUACAGCUGCUUGGCUUCAGGCAGCAGCGUCAAAGGAGGCGUCAGCCAUUCAAGCCCAGUCUGAUUCACCUUGUCCUGACAGCCAAGGCCCUGUCAGUGCCACAGCUGUCCUCAACCGGGCCUACAUGAGUCUGCUACACUGGGACCCGCAGGACCAGAAAUAUCCUGAGACUGUACUGAUGGACCAAGCCCGCCUGGAUGCUCUGGCCCAGCAGCUCCAGAUGUUGAUCCUGGAGGCGUCAGUGCUGCUCCUGAUCAACACUCAGUGUGGAGGAGUUGUUUCCUCCCUGCAGGGGUUUAUAGGUAAACUCAGGCAGACCAUCACUGCCCUGCUGGAGGGCAGUCACACCAGGGAGGAUGACCUACAGGGGGCGUUAAUGGGGCUUGGGGAAACAGUGGUGCAGCAGGUGAACAAAGCUCAGAGCAGCCAGGGAGGAGCAGCGCUGCCCCAGGAGAGCCAGGAUCUGCUGAAGGGACAAAUAUCGGACCUGUGGAAACACAACAACCCUGUCCGCACACUCAUAGGAGAAAGGGUACAGGACUUCCUCCAGGCCAUGCUGCAGGGCGGCCCCGCUAAAAGGAUUCCUGAGCUGCCUGCUUCCCUCAAGCUGGUGAGUGCUGAGCUCGCCAAACUGGGGACGGCCUUUGGGCGAAUUGUCCACUUCAACCGAACAGUCUUCGGGCCCUUCUACGCACCCAUCCUCAGGAAACUGCUGUUCUCACCAGGAGAGGCUGAGGAGGAUUCGCGCUAGGCUGAGGGUGACCAAGAUGACC